AUGUCGAACCUCACAAGAGCAUUCACCCGGCGCAAUAAGCGCCCAGAAGUGUCCGCACCCAUGCCCUACCGUGGCGAAGGACAUGUGCGACUUAACUCGGGAAGUAUAAAGCGCAGCAAUAUAUCUGGACCGGUCCAGCUCUUGUCCACAACCAACAUGCUAGCCUACAACGCACCCGAUCUCACAAUGAGCGGCUCUUCAUCUGCCUCCUCACUAGGAUCGCGCGACGACUCCGACAUGGCCUUCUCCCCGCAAAGCUACGCGUCAUCUAUGUCCUCGCCGGACGUCUCUCCUCACGGGAGCUCUCCCAUUGACGCAAACCCAGCGACGUCGUAUUUCCCCAAGCGCACGGCCACGGUGACAAGCCACCCGCGCUCCUCCACGUCCUCGUCAACAGAUGCUCCACUGGUGCCCAAGCGGGCUCUGUCCCACACCAAGCGCUCACACCAGGAGCUUGCCCACAAGCGCUCGGUCUCCAGGAUGUCCCCACCUCCACUGAAUGCCGCGCGCAACACACCGGGCAUUCGUGCAACGCAGGAAUUCUUCCAGGCCGAGCCGCAUCCAUUCGGCAAAGAGCUAGAGCAGGUGAACGAGGUUGUAGAGGAAUUUGGGGGCCUCAAUAUGCUCGAUGAUGAAGAGCGGAUUCUAUACGCCAAGGGGCUCAAGAAGUUUUCUGUCGAGGAUUAUCUUGUGGAAGUUGAAGAACUGUACGGCAGCAUUUUCGAGGACACACGUGGACCUAUGACCACAUCUUGGUUCUAA
Messenger RNA from Penicillium mononematosum, 762 nucleotides. RefSeq lists its product as uncharacterized. The record is from RefSeq and is a predicted model, not a curated record. The transcript has a single exon. The coding region runs from base 1 to 762 and encodes 253 amino acids. NCBI's taxonomy places the organism in Eukaryota, Fungi, Ascomycota, Eurotiomycetes, Eurotiales, Aspergillaceae.